CAUGUGACGCCGGAUUCGUCUGCGUCCUCUUCUGCUCGCGCGCCGCCAUUGAGAAAUUAGAAUGGGAAAGCGUCCUCUUUUAUCAGAUGGGAUUCUUCCGCGAGGGUGCCCAUGCCUUUUCACCAAGGGAUUCUUCCGCGAGGGCGUCGGAUAGCAUGCCGCGAGGGUGUCUUCUCCUCUGAUGUUUCGUACUCUGCCCUCGGGGCCUGCUCCAUUGCCGUCUGCUUCCUUCCCUGCUAGGCUGCCUUCAGUUCGGCCUACCUCUUCGCCUGGUGUGCUGUAGAUUCUGCCCUUCAGGCAGUACUGAUGCUGGAUGUGCCGUUUAUGUUCGGCCCGUCUGUUCUUCUCUGACAGGCUACCCGACGCCGUCUGUGCUUCCUUCGCCCUUUGUCGAUGCUACAGCUGCGUUUUCAAAUCCCCGUAAAAGAAUGAUCAUUCAUACUUUUCAGAGAAAAAGAGCUAGAGUUCCUCUCCAUGGACCGCCUUUUUCUGAAAAGCGUAUUGCUUGCUUAAAGCCCUCUCACCUGGGUGCUCCUACUAUGGUGCUCCUGCGUACAAGUGUGAGAAGUGUGGUGCCUUAUUCUGGUAUCUUGAGCGAUGUAAAAGAUCUUAUGUCACGCCUGCCAGUCUUCUCUGGUUGUUGCCUUCGUGGGAAAGUGUCAUUGCCUCGAUUUAACGAUUGGCCUUCUCCUCUGAAGGAGUUGUUUUCUCUCAGUUGUGGCCAUGCUUCUACUCACUUCUACCGCCUUAUUAGGCAUUAUAAUUCCUUGUUUGCUUUUAAAUCGAUUGGCGUUAAUGUUGAUAGAACUGUUAAUUCUGGAGGUGCUCCGUAUAUUUUCAAGAUGUGUGGUUAUGCUUAUCAUCGGAUUGGAUCACUUUUGCCAAGUGGCACCAAUCCGCCAAAAUUUGCACAGCUCUACAUGGUUGACUCUGCCGAUGAACUGCAGCAGAGGCUCGACCUAUUUGGGCAGGAGGAUGCUGCUAAGGGCGGAUGUAGCGAAUCAGCUGAUCCACUUAUCGUCAGAGAACUUACUGAUAUGCUUAAUCACCAUAAUCAUCUUGUUGAGCAGUUCAGGUUUGCUCGCCGGAGAUUACAGCCCUCUGUGUCUCCAAAUGUUGUCAUCAGGUCUUUUGGUGAUGAAGGUGGAUCACAUGUGGCCCGUUUUUCUGGACCAACGGCCUGUGAGAUCGCUGCUCUAAUUGUGGGUGAUUUGACGCCUGAGGUUAAUCGCUUCGACGUUGUUGUCGAGACUAACUCGCAUGAGCUCAAGUGUGUGUCUUCUUUAAAUCCUUCUCUUAUGGCUCUGCAAUAUCCACUUCUUUUUCCACAUACGGACAAGGGAUUUUAUUUGGGAAUUAAAUAUGGCAACCGAUCUUCUUCGUCUGGUCGUACGGCGUACUGCCAUGUGUAUGCAGCUUCUUCUUCUUCUGCUACGGCAGAUGUGCCUUCUACUUCUUCUCAGGAUGAGGUGUUUAUGAUGGAGUAUUAUUCCUAUUAUUUCCAUUAUUGGCAGAAUGAACCUAAUCCAUACACAUGUUGUGGCUGUCUGAGCCAGCAAAUUAUUGUAACUGCUUACUCGUGUUUCGAGGCCAGCGGAUGA
This is a messenger RNA of Lolium perenne, 1601 nucleotides long. RefSeq lists its product as uncharacterized. The record is from RefSeq and is a predicted model, not a curated record. NCBI's taxonomy places the organism in Eukaryota, Viridiplantae, Streptophyta, Magnoliopsida, Poales, Poaceae.